Messenger RNA from Scutellospora calospora, 1497 nucleotides. Lineage: Eukaryota; Fungi; Glomeromycota; Glomeromycetes; Diversisporales; Gigasporaceae. The record is from the annotation of a GenBank genome assembly.
AUGAAUAUCGUGGCUUUGCUAAAUUCUGUUGAUGACGAACAAUACCCUUCAACCUCUGCAGAAAAUCAUGAUUACGACCCGGAAGUAGAUGCUUACAUGAUUAUUCGAUUACUUAGUUGUCCAUCAUGUGGAAAUCUCUUUAACGACCCUGUCACUCUUCCUUGUGGAAAUACUUUUUGUAGUAGAUGUCUUUCAACAUCUGCUAAUAAUAAACGAUUUGAGUGCCCUGUUAUAGGAUGUAAUCGUCUUCAUGGAAUUGAUACAAGAUCUGAUGUAACUGUAUGCAAGUUAACAGAUUUAUGUCGUAGAGAAUUAUCAGAUUUCAUUCCACAUGUUUCUCAACCAAGACGACAAUUACAAUAUCAAUAUCGUUUAAAUAAUUUAUAUGAUAUUGUAGAUGAUGAUGAUUGUUUAUUAGAAAGUAAUGUUAUCGAAGAUUAUGCUAGUGAUGAUUAUAAUAGUAAUGAUGAUUGUUUAAGUGAUUAUUCUGUGGGUGAUGAUGAUUUUUCUAAUCCACUUGAUUUAACUCAUCUUAAAGAACUUUUAUUAAAAGAAUUAGAAUGUCAAGUUUGUUAUCAACUUUUUAUGGAUCCUAUAACAACUCCUUGUGGUCAUACUUAUUGUAAACCUUGUUUAACUAGAUCUUUAGAUCAUAAUGAUAGAUGUCCAUUAUGUAGACAUCAACUUCAUAAUUAUAAUUCUAUUUUAAAUCAACCUAUAAAUAAGACUGUUAAUAUUUUUAUUUCUCAAUUAUACCCUUCUUUACUUGCUGAUCGUAGGCAAUUGGCUCAAAAUGAACUUAAUGAUGAUACUCAAGAUACUCCUAUUUUUGUUACUUCUUUAGUAUUCCCAAAUAUGCCUUGCUUUCUUCAUAUUUAUGAACCUAAAUAUAGGUUAAUGAUAAGAAGAUGUUUAGAUUCUCGUCAAAGACAAUUUGGUAUGGUUUUAAGGAAUGGGAAUAGUUAUGUAGAUUAUGGAACUAUGCUGGAAAUUCGUUCCACUGAAUUUAUGAAUGAUGGUCGUUCAUUAGUUGAAACUGUUGGUACUUUUAGAUUUAAAGUUAUUGAAAGAGGUAUGAAAGAUGGUUAUGAUGUUGGAAAAAUUGAACGAAUAGAUGAUAUUAGUCCUGAAGAAGAAUUGACUAGAGAACAAGCCGCUGUAAGAGCUGCUGAGAUUAAUAAUAGAGAUCCUUCUAAACCUAUAAUUUAUGAACAUACUAUAUCUGAACUUAUCGGAAAAGCUCGUGAAUUUAUUGAAUCACUUAGAAAUGGUUACGCUCCAUGGUUAUUACAACGUCUAAACUCAACAUAUGGUGAUAUGCCUGAUGAUCCUUCGGAUUUUUCUUUUUGGGUUGCUUCGGUCAUUCCUAUUGAUGAAAAUGAAAAAUAUAGAUUAUUGGAAGAAAGAUCCGUUAGAGAAAGAAUGAAGAUGAUUGUUAAUUGGAUCGACCAAUUAAGAGAACAAUGGUGGUUUGAAAGAGGUUGUGUAAUUUCGUAA